AUGGCCGACUCUGGUCUUACCUUCGACAAUGCCGAGCCCAUUGAUGACAUGGACUUCAACGAUGCUCUUCAAACAGCUUCCAACGACGAUCCCGACGACGACGUCUACGGCUCUAGCUUGUUGGCAGCGCACCAUGACCAAUUCAGGCUUGAUAGCUCCGAUAACGAUGAAUUUGAAGUUGAUGAGGACGAUGAUGACGAGACUGGCGACUACUACGACACCGCUGUUGGGAAGAAGCGCAAGCGUGUCCGCUUCGAGGCUCCUGACACCGAUCAGAACCACUCCAAGUUGACCGGCGUGCGUAUCAAGGCUGAAGGUAGCGAGUCCUUCCUUCUCGACGAAGACACCAAUCCGCUGGCUCACCACACAAGCUCUCGAGUAUUCGGCACGUUCGGCCGCCGCGGUCGGGAGAAGGGGGAAAGCCUCCCAGCUUAUCACAAGCGCGUGUCCGCUACCCUUGACUCUGACGAUGAGCUCAUGCUCGACAUGCGCGAAAAGGGCUUCAGUGAUCGCCAGAUAUCCGAGAAGCUCGCAAAGGAUGGCCGCGUUCGCUACGACCAGAAGUCCAUCUCUACCCGCAUCAUGCGCAUUCGCCUAGCUCAGGCUGAGAACUUCGAUUUCCUCCUGCGAGAAGGCUACAAAGAGUGGGGGUUUGAGGAUGACCAACAUCUUGCUCAAGCCUACGCCCUGGCCGACAUCGAGAUCAGCUACGAGAUUGAGCGCAUCCGCGCCUGGCGAUUCCGCAAAGUCUCCGAGUACAUGCGCCGCCUCGAUACAGACUCCCAUUUCAGCGCCAACGCCUGUCGUGUUCGCUAUGGUCAGCUCAUAUCCGGCACUGCGCGCAUCCCAUGCGAGGUAGAUGACGAUCCAGACACCCGCCGCGAAGAGCUCGAAGUCUUCCGCCUAUCACGCGCAGUAGAGCGAGAGAAGGAGAUCGCCGAGAAGGAAACCCGCGAAUCCCUAGAGAAGCGCGUAAAGGACGCAGUCAAGAUCAAGAAUGCUCAGAAGGCUGAGGAGAUUGCCAACCGGCGUGCAGCGAAAGAGCAGGAGAAGGCCGACCGAGCAUUGCAGCGCGCCGCCCAGGCACAGCUUCGCAUGCAAAAGGCGACUGAGAACCAGAAGGCUAAGACUGAGCGUAAUGCGCAGAUCAAGAAGGCCGCUGCGACAUCUAAGAAGCGUGGAAAGAGGGCAAAGAUCGAUGCAGACAUAGAUGCUCCGGCGAAAGCAACAGCAUCCAAAGCCAAGUCCUCGAAGGUUCCGAAGGAUGAGUCUGAGACCGCUGAUCCGCGCUCUUACCUCGACAUGACCGACCUCACUAAGCUUUGCGCCAAACGUGGUCUUCCCACCGACAGGACCAAGAAGGAACUCGUCUCUUCCCUCGUCGACGCCGAUAUGGAGUGGAACCACGAGCAGCUCAAGAAGAUGUGUAAGGCCAAGGGUCUCAAUAUGGGUGGCACUAAGACUGUCAUGUUUUACCAGCUUGCUCUCAGGGCGGCACAGAGCUACCCCAGCUUCGAGGCAGGCAUGCGAGUGGCAGAAGAGGACAAGGAUCAGGGUGGUGACGAGAUGAUUGUAGACGCCGAGUAG
This is a messenger RNA of Didymella exigua CBS 183.55, 1587 nucleotides long. RefSeq lists its product as uncharacterized. Bases 1 to 1587 code for a protein of 528 amino acids. The transcript is spliced from 5 exons. The record is from RefSeq and is a predicted model, not a curated record. Lineage: Eukaryota; Fungi; Ascomycota; Dothideomycetes; Pleosporales; Didymellaceae.